This is a messenger RNA of Chironomus riparius, 1461 nucleotides long. NCBI's taxonomy places the organism in Eukaryota, Metazoa, Arthropoda, Insecta, Diptera, Chironomidae. The record is from the annotation of a GenBank genome assembly.
ACACCCAAAAGCAAUUUUCAGCACCUCAUUAAAUUUCUCCAGAAGUAAAACAGUUCAAAAAGUCGAAUUAAAAACGAAAAAAAUUUCUCCUCAUCGUGAAUGGAUUGCAUUUUUAAAGAAAACAAGAAAAAGUGUAAGAACAAAAAGAAAAACAGAAAUGAAGAAUUUUAUAUUCUUUUACUAUGUGAGCCUUUGUUGCAUCUCGCAACUGUAGAAAUAAUUGUGAAACAAAUAAAGAAGAAAGAAGGAACACAUUUCAAUUGAGGAAGAUUUAAGACCAAAGAAAUUCCAGAACAAGAGGAAGUUUUAUUAAAAAAUUCAUAAGAAAAAGAUCUGAAGACUCUCUUGUUCUCGAAAAAAAAGAAGACUUAAAGUACAAUAAGAAGCCAUUCGAAGAAGAAGAGUUAACUGAGCAUACUUAUACAGUGCACAAAUUUUUAUAUAAAAAGCCAUAGUCAUGGAUGCGAGUUGCUUCUACUGUCAGUUUAGUCUGAAUACAGCUGGUAUAAUAAUUGGAGUUUAUGAAAUCGUUCAAUAUACUCUGCUCUUCUUUUUCGCUCUACAUUUCUUCAAAGAUGAUUCAGAUUUCCUUACAAUUGUCACCUGCUGUUUAUGUGCCCUCAUUAUUGUAUCGGCAUUACUGGUCUAUGGAUCAUUCAAAAACAUCAGACGGUACGUUGUGUCAUGGAUAUUUGUCGUAGCACUUAUUGUCGUUAUUCAACUUAUGGUUCUCUUCGAUGUCAUUCACGUCGUCAAUACAAAAAGUAGUGAGGCGUCUGAUAAAUCAUUUCUUUAUACAGCUUUAGAAGUUUUCUGUUUAGUUUUAAACAUUAGUUUUCUCAUAAUUAUGAUGGAGUUUCAACGGAAAUUAAAAGAGCAAGAGGAUGAUGAUCGCUUACCAUAGAAAUUUAUAUAUAUAAAAAUAAUAUAGAGUGAACAGCAUGAAUGAAAGAAAAGUUUGUAAUAAAUUGGCGUCAGCUGAGGAUGAUAGAAUGAGUAAGGAAAAUGCAAUUUCAGCAAAGCUUUAAGUCAAUUAGAUUAAGAACUUUAAAUUAAAUUUUUUUAGUGUUCGUUCGGCAAUUAGAUUUAACUAGUUUUCUCAAAACUAAAAUUUAUUAUAUUUUUCAUUUCUUUAUACAUCGACAGCGGGGAAAAUUUUUUUGCUCGCUUUAAGUGCCUUGUCAUCGUUGACUUAUAUUAAUGACAUAAACGAAAAUCAAAAGAAAUCAAUUAUAAUGAAUCAUUUAGCUUCUAUGCAAUUUUUUGUGUCAUUAAAAUAUCUAUUUUAUAAGCUCGGAAAGUAUUUUUUGUAGGGUUUGUCGGUGGUGAUUGAUUUGGGUAUUUUAAAAGUUAUUUUAAUUAAUAGAGCAUAUUUAUUUAACAUACAGUCGAGGCUAUUGAGAGUUAUUCAUUAGUGUUGAGCAACUUUUGAGAGUGGGAAGGGUCUGAUAGUUUUUGACA